Messenger RNA from Fusarium falciforme, 1173 nucleotides. RefSeq lists its product as hypothetical. NCBI's taxonomy places the organism in Eukaryota, Fungi, Ascomycota, Sordariomycetes, Hypocreales, Nectriaceae. The transcript has a single exon. Gene Ontology annotation, molecular function: protein binding. The coding region runs from base 1 to 1173 and encodes 390 amino acids. The record is from RefSeq and is a predicted model, not a curated record.
AUGAAUUGGGACUCAUUUAAGCUACGUAACGACAGGCUGACAAGGCUUGUCCAGGAGAUUUCAAACACUGGGCUUGGCAGUGUAGAUGAGAUUUACGUCAGCUUGAUACCCGCUCUGAGCGCCGAGAACAAGCUCCCAGACCCCAGCGCCGUCGUCGAACUGGCCCACAAACAUGCUAAGCGUUACCUCGUGCAACAAGACUGGAAAAAAGCAUUUAAACCAUACCUCUGGUUAUCCGAUAUCGCACGAAGCUUCCCCAAAGACAGUGUACCCAGUGUGAGAAGCAUCGCUGUCUUGCUAGAAUGCGUAAGGAUCAUGACGCAGGAAAUUGAGAUGAGGGGCCACACGGAUGAGGAUGGAGUGUUCGACCCCUUGGUCAAGGCGAAAAGCAACAUUGAAUUUCAGAUCAAGCUAUGGCUCGAGUCUAACGACAGCCUCACAAGCCAGACCAUUUUGUCACAUCUCAUGACAUUAUACAACGAGCAAGGCCGGAAAUGGAGAUGGGACUCCUGGGAGACUAGUCAAGAUCCCACAACAAUACCAAACACGACCACAGAUUACCCUCAUACAUUCGGGUUUAGUCGGUUGCAUCGGUUAUGUCAGGAAGGCCGACAAUUGGCCAACGAAAUAGGAAUGACGGCGCUGAAUCCAGGGCAGAGCGUUAAACAGCCGGACGUGAUGAACUGGACGCCACUCCACUACAUCGCAGUCAAUGGAGGUGCCAGAUCUGUCGAGCUGCUGCUUGGGCUGGACGCUGAUGUCCAUGGCCGAGAUCUUGUGGACUGGACACCGUUACACUAUGCCUGCCAGCGUGGAAACAGGUCGACGGUGCGCAGUCUUCUUCGGGCUGGUGCAGAUGUGCACCUCCGUGGCAUAGACGGAGUGAGCUCUUUGCAGUGUGUGGCCAUGGGUGGUCACGCCGAUGUAGCCGAGCUUCUCAUCAAGGCUGGAGCAGCUCUUGAUAUUCUGGAUAACGCUGGGAACACAUGGCUGCAUUGGGCCGCAUACAAUGGGCACAGCAAGUUUAUUGAAGACAUGAAACCUAGGUUACAGGCCCUCGAAACGAACGGAACCAAGAUCAACGUAGAGAAUCACGCAAGAAAGGAACCUUUGGAUCUUGCAAUCAGACGCGGACAUGAAGCUGUCAUACGGCUGCUCAAGGAUAUGGAUUGA